CAUCUCUCUGAUACCCCUGAUACUUUCGACCGGCUUCAGAUGGUGGCAUCAAGGUCGCUGUUUUCAGCUCAUCACUCAACACCAGACUGGUCUUCACACUGUUGAUCAUGGCCUCGAUUGCUUCGUCGAGUGAGUCGCCGGGGUUCAUUUCCAGUCUGCGGACGAGAUAUGCGGUUGAGAGAUGUAUCGUUGUCAGCUUCUCGAUAAUGAUGGAUUUCCCUAUCGAGGAUGAAAGUCCACUGUCGCUGAGGAGCAUCGCAUGUUGGUCUUGUGUAGGGGCACUCGCUCAUUGCAGACUCUCGAACAUCCAGCCAUUGAAUGUACACAGGCAUCCACAGUCGCGCUCUCCCGCCUGGCUCCAGAUAUGAUGGCGGACAGCGACUACUUUUUGCGCCUGGCCAACGCCAGCUUGCUGCUGCAGAUAGGAUGGGUUACAUCCACACGCCUUUUUACCCUGCAUAACCUUGGCGAGAACCCCGAAAGCGCGGACGAGUUCAGCCACAAGAGCACAUGUUUCAUAUGGGAGGAGUCGAGCAAGGAAUGGACGAUGGAGGCAUGCCAUUUUUCCAUGUCAUUGGCACAGUCCGCCCGCCUCUUUAGGAGCGUUGUCCACACUGAAGACGGUGAACCCGAAGAUACGGUCGUGUCGCUUACUUACGAGAACGGGAUAACCGAGUUCCGGAGCGGAAGAAGCCUCGUUCAAAACUACGUUGCUCGACCAUUCAGCAUGCCUCUGGCUGGUCCAUCGUCUGCUGAUCUUGCUCCUGAUAUGAAAAAUGCCAAGGCAAUUGCUUUAUCGCCAAAUGGCCUUCUCGGCAUUGCAUUAUUGGACAAUCAGGAUGAUAUCUUGGGAGGAACCUUCUUUUCCCUCUUUGAAACCAAGCUUGGACUUGAUUCCGAGCCGUUGCUUGAGCGUCUCUGCAAAAGCACAGUAGUAGGGCUGUUGAAUGGAUAUGACUGCUAUGACAACAUUCUGGUGCUCGUUCAACUGCAGCAGGAGAUUUUGCGCGACCAAGGUACCUGCGAGGAUAUGCAUGGAUUGAUCGUCGCUACAUAUUGCCCAGAGUUUGUGCAUGGCAGGUACUGAUGUAUUCGUGAAUGUCAACGGACAGAGCUUGCAUUCAAGUUCCUGAGUCGGCUGUAUACCAAUUUGGAGCAGUCCCAGAUCGCGGUG
This is a messenger RNA of Polychytrium aggregatum, 1174 nucleotides long. RefSeq lists its product as uncharacterized. NCBI's taxonomy places the organism in Eukaryota, Fungi, Chytridiomycota, Chytridiomycetes, Polychytriales. The record is from RefSeq and is a predicted model, not a curated record. The transcript is spliced from 4 exons. Bases 260 to 1087 code for a protein of 275 amino acids.